AUGUCGAUGCAGAAGCUGGUGCCGGCGAGCAGGGAGGCGAAGCGGAUUUUGGAUAUGUUGGAACACGGUGCGCGCGAUCGAUCGGGCGGCGAUAGCGUUUCGGAUGCACUGGAGAAGGGAUACUUACGAUCAGUGAUGUUCGUCGUGACGCGUCCGAAGGGUGGCGGGUCGACGGAGGUGGAGACCGUGGAAGAGUAUCGAUUCAGCGUGAAGCAUGGUGACCGCGGAGAAGUCGCCUUGGACGAGGUGCAGCACGUCGGACCGGGAGGAGGCGUGAGCGUCGGACUGAGCGAACACACCAGCAAAACGACGCGCAUGGAGCGGCUGAGUGAUUUGGAUCACAUAAAAAAGGCGGCGGUAUCGAUGACACGAUGCUUGCUCUCGCUCGUCAAAACGCUUGAGGCUGUGCCCGACGGGUGCACAUUUUCGAUCAAUCUCACGUACGUCAACGGUACGCCGCCAGAUUACGAGCCGCCGUUUUUCCGAGCGGCGUGUACUUCGGGCGAAUCGGAUUGGCGCAAAAAUCCGUUCAGCAUGAGCGUGGGUAAGGUGGAGACUGAGUAUCACGGAUUGUCUUUACGCGUGCGAUCGGUUCUCGAUCCAGCGCUGGACACGGACAGCGGAGGCGCUAAAAGUAAUCCAGGAUCCUCACAAACGUCUUCCUUGCUGGAUCAAACUCCAUCCACGCCAAUUGUGAAGAGUGAUGAAAUCGCGAAAGCGCCGUUGGUAUCUCCUGAGCUCGUCGUCAGCUUGUCCCAACCUCGAAUCCCAAACGCUGCCUUGGACAGUCCGAUCGUCGACGAAGAUAUCGAUUUACGAGUACUCGAAUGGAUACGCAAGCAGCGAGUGGGCGCGUACGUCGAUGCCGUUGCGUGCUCGAAGGUGUUCCGACGAUACCCUUUCAAGGCGAUCGAUGCGGCGUUCGGACGGCUACUUUCAUAUGGAAGCAUUGCCAAGGAUGGAAAACGCGGUUUCUCUGUGGCGCAGGCGGGCGGUAAGCAAGCGCAACCGAGCGCACCGAUCAACGACAUGCGAAAACGUUUACGCUCAUCGAAGAAGAAGUGA
Molecule: messenger RNA, 1065 nt
Organism: Ostreococcus tauri
Lineage: Eukaryota; Viridiplantae; Chlorophyta; Mamiellophyceae; Mamiellales; Bathycoccaceae
Product: DNA-binding HORMA
Exons: 2
Coding region: 1-1065 (354 amino acids)
Source: RefSeq, a predicted model, not a curated record